Molecule: messenger RNA, 3372 nt
Organism: Baudoinia panamericana UAMH 10762
Lineage: Eukaryota; Fungi; Ascomycota; Dothideomycetes; Mycosphaerellales; Teratosphaeriaceae
Exons: 3
Coding region: 1-3372 (1123 amino acids)
Biological process (GO): peptide catabolic process
Cellular component (GO): mitochondrion; cytosol
Molecular function (GO): metalloendopeptidase activity; metal ion binding
Source: RefSeq, a predicted model, not a curated record
AUGGCUGAACAGCGACUGUACAGCCAUGCCCAGCCUGCCGGUGGCGUUGUACGACUAGCAGACCAGCUUGAGAAGCCGCUCCUCGACGACCGACAGUACCGAGUCGUCAAGCUCAGCAAUGAGCUGGAGGUACUCCUCAUCCAUGACCCUGCCACUGACAAGGCCUCGGCGGCCAUGGAUGUCAAUGUCGGCAGCUUCAGCGACGCCGAUGAUCUACCAGGAAUGGCACAUGCAGUCGAGCACUUGCUUUUCAUGGGCACGGAGAAGUAUCCAGGAGAGAACGACUACAACCAGUAUCUGACCAAGUAUGGCGGCUACUCGAAUGCUUUCACUGCCGCCACGUCAACGAAUUACUAUUUCGAGCUCUCCGCUUCCGCGACAUCGAACAGCCCUUCGUCUUCCGCGAAUGUCAGCAAGGAGAGCUUGGCCGUUUCGGUACCGAAGAACAAGGCACCGCUAUAUGGCGCAUUGGAUCGGUUUGCACAGUUCUUCGUAAAGCCUCUCUUCCUUGAAGAUACGCUAGACCGGGAGCUGAAAGCCGUGGACAGCGAGAACAAGAAGAACUUGCAGGCGGACAAUUGGCGGUUCAAUCAACUGGACAAGAGCUUGGCCAGCAAGAAGCACCCGUUUCAUAAGUUCUCUACCGGCAACUACAAGGUUUUGCACGAUGACCCCAUCGAGCGAGGCGUCAAGAUAAGGGAGGCCUUCAUCAACUUUUACGAGCAGCAUUACUCGGCUAAUCGGAUGAAGCUAUGCAUACUUGGCAGAGAGUCAUUGGAUCAGCUGCAAGCGUGGGCUGAAGAGCUGUUUACGGACGUGCCAAACCAGGCGCUACCGCAGCUGCGAUGGGACGGUCUGUCAGUAUACGAUGAGAACGAUGUCUGCACCCAGGUCUUUGCCAAGCCAGUCAUGGAUAAGAAGCUGAUAGAUCUUCACUUCACUUAUCCAGACGAGGAAGAGAUGUGGGAGUCCAAGCCGAGCCGAUACUUAAGCCAUCUGAUUGGCCACGAGGGUCCUGGUAGCAUUCUUGCGCAUCUGAAGGCCAAGGGCUGGGCAAACGGCUUGAAUGCAGGUGCCUCGACCGUCUGUCCUGGCUCAGGAGUGAUGAUGGUGCAAAUCCAACUUACGGAAGACGGUCUGAAGCAAUACAAGGAGGUCGUGAAAGUAUUCUUCAAUUACGUCGCCAUGCUGAAGGAGGAGCCGCCGCACCGCUGGAUCUUCGAGGAGUCCAGCAAGCUGCAAGACGUCAACUUCAUGUUUCAGGAAAAGUCACGAGCGUCGAGUACGACCAGCUGGAUGUCAGGAGUCAUGCAGAAGCCACUCCCGCGAGAUCGGCUGCUCAGCGGACAGUUCGUGCUCACCAAGUUCGAACCCGAGAGCAUCAAGCGCGGACUUGCUCAUCUCAGCCCGGACAAUUUCCGCUUCAUCCUCAUCAGCAGGGAGCUUCCCGUUGACACGGAUAGUAAGGAAGAGUGGUAUGGCACAGAGUAUAAGUACGAGAAGAUACCUGCAGACUUCCUGAAGGAGAUCACGAAAGCUGCGAAAGCGAGCGCAAAUGAGCGGCCACCGGAGCUGCAUCUACCAGCCAAGAACGAAUUUGUACCACAACGGCUUGAUGUGGAGAAAAGGGAAGUUGUAGAACCUGCGCUCACUCCAAAGCUAAUCCGCAAUACCGACAACGUGCGGACAUGGUUUAAGAAGGACGACCAGUUCUGGGUGCCGAGAGCCACCGUUCAAGUAUGCUUUCGAACACCCCUACUCAGCACGACGCCCCUGACAGCGGUCAUGGGUCAGAUGUACGGCAAGCUUGUGGAAGACAGCUUGCAAGAAUACGCCUAUGAUGCCGAGAUCGCUGGUCUGGAUUACAGCAUUUCAAUGCAUAAUCAAGGCAUCGAUGUUAGUGUCUCCGGCUAUAACGACAAGCUGCCGGUGUUGCUCGAGAAGGUGUUGCUCCGUAUGCGAGACCUCGAGAUUAAGCAAGACCGCUUCGACAUCACCAAAGAGUGGGUCACGCGGAGUAUGAAGGAUCUCGAGUAUCAAGAUCCGUUCCGGCAGAUCUCUACUUACAGCCGCUGGCUCGUGAACGAAAAGGCUUGGAUUGCAGAACAGAUAGUCGAAGAGCUACCGGCCUUAACGGCUGACGAUGUCCGCGCUUUCUUCCCGCAGGUCCUGAAACAAAUGCACGUUGAGCUACUCGUGCACGGCAAUCUGUACAAAGAAGACGCGCUGCGCAUCACGGAUAUGGUGAUGCACACGCUGAAGCCGAGACGCUUACCGCCAAGCCAAUGGCCCGUCAAGAGAGCCAUCGAGGUGCCGCAAGGAUCGGACUUUACGUACCCUCGCACGCUGAAGGACCCCAAGAACAUCAAUCACUGCAUCGAUUACAGCUUGCACCUUGGCAACAAUAUCGAGCGAUCUUUGCGCGCCAAGCUGUUGCUGUUCGCACAGAUGACGAGCGAGCCUUGCUUCGACCAGUUACGGACGAAGGAACAGCUCGGGUAUGUAGUCAGCAGUGGCGCAGCCAUUUACGGCACUUUGUACUCGUACCGUGUUUUGAUUCAAUCCGAGAAGGAUUGUGAGUAUUUGACUGGCAGGAUCGAGAACUGGCUGGUUGGGUACGAGCAGGCCCUGCUGGACAUGCCCGAUAGCGAAUUUGAGGAGCACAAGAUUGGGUUGAUCAAUAAGCGAUUGGAGAAGCUGAAGAAUCUGGGACAGGAGACAGCUCGCUUCUGGCAUCAUGUCGUUAGCGAGCAGUUUGACUUUGAGCUCGCGUACCGCGAUGUCGAGCACAUCGAAGUCCUGACCAAGAAGGACAUGUUGAACUUCUACAAGGCGUACAUGCACCCAAGCUCGCAGACGAGAGCGAAGACGGCGGUCCAUCUCAAGGCGCAGUCUUCGGUUCGCGAAAUUGCGAAGAAGACCGAUCCGAAGGAGCAGCGUGAGAAGCUGGCUGCCACGCUGACCAAUAUACUCGGCCAACUAGGCGUGCAAGCAGAGCCCACCAAGCUUGCUGCACGGCUCGAGAAAGUCGAUGUGGCCGCUGGUGACACGCAAGGCAUCCUUAACGCCCUGGGCGAGUACCUCAAGGAAGGCGCCGGCGCUGCUACGGAGCAGGUGCAGCAGGUUAUGGGACAGGGUCAGACCGUAUUGGCGCAGGUGCUGCCAUUGCUUGGCAUUUCGCCGAAUGCUUCGGCGAAGGGGGAGCGUGAAAAUGACGUGGCGAAGACAGAUAGAGAAGUGCUGCCGGAGAGACAGAGCCAGUCAGUGAUGAUUGAGGACGUGAAGGCUUGGAAGGCGAGCAUGCCACUAAGUGCGGGUGCGAAGGCGGUGAAACCAUUGAGUAACUUCGAGGAUUUGGAGUCGAAAUUGUGA